Lindgomyces ingoldianus is the source of this 2562-nucleotide messenger RNA. RefSeq lists its product as uncharacterized. NCBI's taxonomy places the organism in Eukaryota, Fungi, Ascomycota, Dothideomycetes, Pleosporales, Lindgomycetaceae. Bases 1 to 2562 code for a protein of 853 amino acids. The record is from RefSeq and is a predicted model, not a curated record. The transcript has 21 exons.
AUGAAGCGAAGGGCAUCUCAGAAUAAGAUUUUGAUCCCGACGAAACUCCGUGCGCCAUGUGGUCGGAAAGCCGUCAUAUGCAUCAACAAUGCAGAAGUACUCCAACGAGGGCGGGGAAUUUCGUGGAGGGAGUUAGGCAGUGACUCUACGAAUGUUGAGGAUGAAAGAGGGAAAUAUUUGUCGAACACUACCCAACCUUUCGGAAUUUCGCCAUCAUUCAGAAUUGACAGUAACAACGAAGAUAACUUGCAUAUUUUAGCUCCGACUCAAGCCUUGCCGAAUGAGCUCAUAGUAGAAAUCGCAUACUGUCUUCGCGACUCCGAUAAUACCGCCCGGGGAGCUAUCAAAGGAAGUUACAAGCUCGACAACCCAGAUGCCUCUAAUGUCCAGGCAGGCCGACUUAUGGGACAGUUUGCGGGCCAACAUUCCGCGGUUAUAGAGUUGCUGACUACUCUCACGUUGAAUGUUGAGCGAUUGAGUCUGCAUGGAUUUAACUCGAUGACUAACGUUAUGUUGAACAUCAAGCAUCUCGAGACCACCCUUGCAAUAAUUCCGCGAACAAAUUUCUAUCGCUGGUCCGUAGCAGGAUACAAUGGCGAACAGCCGAGAUCACGAAAGGUGAGUGUCAAUAUUCUAAGAAUCCGUUGCAAGGACAAGUUCACCUUUGAGAUUGGCAGAAAACACUUCUUUCAACUACUCCGAAGUUUGCACACCGAUCCUGAUGCCUUGAAGAUACUGUCUCCGGUUUUCGGGAUUUUCAUUCUAGAUGGAUCACGAGAGGUGAACUGGAAGAAAGUAUUUUUUUUUCUGCGCCUAACCCCAUAUCUUGAAUUCUCCACGAUUCGGUUCAGGAAGGGUUAUGAGUUAAAGGAAGUCGUUAACUCCAAGUACAGCCUGCGACAGAUCAAGCUCUACCUCGAAGAAGAGCUUCAUAUGGGGAUUCAGCGUGAUGUCAUAGAGAACUUUGAGACGAUAGUGGGGACACCAAAACGCUUACCUUUCAUUACAAUGCCGCACAUUCUACUAGGACAUAGUCAGAUUCUCUCUAAUUCAUGCUUAGUUCACGGCUCUGGUAUUCUAUUCAUAAAACCCGCUCCUUCGAUCGCCCUUACGCAAGAGGCACUGCCACUUGGUGGCUCCCUCAUGAAGUCCAUGCAAGGUAAAUACUAUCUGAUCAUCACCUCCGCCCGAACUCCUUAUAUACAUGGCUUCAUUCUUGCACCACGAUGGUCCGAGCUCGACUCUCGGGGAUUCUCCCAAGAUUUCCGUAACUUAUCCCUUGCCUGUCGAGAAUUCUUUUCUUGCGCACUGGAGAUCUUGUUUGGAACUCUUGUUUUGGGACCCUCUAAUGAGUCCGCAUUGCCACAUCUAGUGCCUCUUACCGGAACUCUUUUUUGCCACUGUAAUCUGUUGAAUAAAGUGAGGAAUCCCACGGCGCUGUUCAUCACGUUCAAAGACUUUGACACUAGCACGUCUCUCAGUGAUGCUAUCAAAGUGGCAAUUGACACAUUAACUCUCAAUACGAACUUGAAGAUGCUAUUUAGCAUCUUCUUUUUCGCCUUUCCUUUAAUUGAGCAGGGAAGCAUCGUCGAUGACAAGCGACACGGUCUAUCCGGCCUUCUAACACCACCACGCCUUAUUACAUACGAUAAUGCCGAUCCUCUAAGCUCCAUUCCCAGCUCUACAUUAUCUGUCGAUGAGGGUAUACGCCAUCCCAAGCCAAUUACUCCAGAAUCCCACUCCGAGGACAUGGUGCGACUCAGUGCUACUCACUUUCUUUUUGAGACCCGUACCCUGCUGAGCAGCUUCAAGAACCUCAAGGUCCUCGAUCUAUACAACAAAUGCGACUGCUCCGAAGAAACUCCUUUACCCUACUUAUUUCACCGGGCCAACUCUGGAGAUUUUGAAGACAGCUCCAAUAUAGUUCGAGUUCAAUAUCAUGAUCAGCCCCUUCAAACAGUGGCAAGGAUUGUUCGAUUGCAGCAUUGCGGCUUUCCUUCCUCCAGUCUUGAGAAACUUGAUAUCAUUAACGGGGGCGAUGAUACGACUGAAUGGGUGCAGGAUAUUGUAGAUGACGGAGAUGGUCUUCCGGGAUUAUAUGAGCUCCGUUUCAUAAUAGUCGGUGGUCUAGCGGCAGGAGAUGAGUUUUUCCUAGCAGGAAUUGAUGAAUUUGGUUGGGGGAUUAAAAACCGGUAUAUCGAAUGGUAUACCAUUCGCGAACAUGGACCGAGCCAGCCAGGCGUUGGCGCAAGUAUACCCAGUAGGGUGAGGCAAGCAGGAUGGGUUAAAGAGGCUGCAUCAGCUGAAGAUGUUUACACCAACAAAUGCAGGAGCUAUUGGGUAGUCAACUUUUCAUUUUCAAUAAUUAACAGGACUUACGCAGCUCUAGCAGAACGAGGUAACGUUGCCCAGUCUUCCGUUCACCAUCAUGAACGCGGAUGGGGCUUGAGAGAGGUACAGAUCCGAGGCCAACAAUACCUGUUACAACUGUCUAACCUUGGGCACCCCGACGCGGCUGCAGCACGCAUUCUGACUACCCCGCUUGCAAAGCAAGAACCUUAG